GCUUUGGCAUUUUGUAUUUUUCGGGACGGAUAACGUUGCCGGGUUAUAAACAGAUUUAUUUUACAUAUCCACAUUCUUGUGAGAGCAUUGUUAAACCGACUUGCGAUACGCUCGUAGAAUUCGACCCUACAUAACAAUAUUUGCACUAUUAACUUUGCUAGUUUAAGAAAUCAAUGUAAUUAGGCAUAAACAUGUCUAUGUCAAUUAAUACCCUAAAUCAGUACAUUCAGUACGUUGAACGAGCAUUUAGGACUGCACAGGGGGAUGUCCUAGCAAGACUGUUCUCAUUGCGAGACGAGCAUGUGGGGAACAGAAGUCUACGGUCUAGCGACAUUGCGUCGCUGGUGGAUGGUAACUGCGUGGCUCCGCUGGACGAUAUCGUCAUAGCUCACUUGUUGUGUGUCAGAGCUCUUUUCAUGAAAGACUACAUGGAGGCGUUCAACUAUCAAAGCUCUUGUGUGGCAUCUGUGGUGCGUCUGCUACAGAACCAGAAGGAAGAGAACUGGAGUUUGCCACUCAUGUACACUGUCUGCUUGGACCUGCGCCUGGUGGCUCAGAAGGCUGAGGGAGCUAAUAUGCAAAGUAAUGGCAAAAUUAUGGAAAAGGCAGCAGAGAGCUUACUAGCAUGCUUCAGGGUCUGUGCCGCAGACAACAGAUCUUCUGACGAGGACACCAAAAGGUUGGGCAUGUUAAACCUUGUGAACCAACUCCUUAAAGUCUACUUUCGAAUAAACAAGUUACACUUAUGCAAGCCGCUGAUUAGAGCCAUAGAUUCGUCACCGUUCAAAGACCAGUUUCCACUCGCUCAACAGAUCACAUACAGGUAUUUUGUAGGCCGUAAAGCAAUGUUUGACUCUGACUACCGCUCGGCUGAUGAAUUCUUGUCAUUCGCAUUUCAAAAGUGCCACUACAAAAGCAGCAGAAACAAAAGACUGAUAUUAACUUACUUAGUACCCGUGAAGAUGCUACUAGGCUUCAUGCCAGCCAGAGAUCUACUACAGAAAUAUGACUUAAUGCAGUUUUGGGAUUUAGUAUCAGCUGUCAAAAACGGAGAUCUAAGAGGCAUAGACAGAGUAAUGGAGGAACAUGAGACAUUCUUUAUUAGAGCUGGUAUUUACUUGAUUGUAGAGAAAUUGAAGAUUACGGCGUAUAGGAAUUUGUUUAGGAAAGUUUUCUUGGCGGAGGGUACGCAUCAGAUUGACAUAGCAAGCUUCCAAGCGGCUCUACAGUUGAUGGGACAGCAUGACGUUGAUGCCGAUGAGACGCAAUGUAUUGUUGCCAACAUGAUAUAUGAUGGGAAGAUUAAAGGAUACAUUUCAUACCAGCACAAGAAAGUGGUGGUGAGUAAGGCAAAUGCGUUUCCUCCGCUUUCAAGUCUUUACUAAUAUUAUAGUUUUACGCAAUGUGUAUUUAUGACUGUUUUUUAAGAAUAAAUUCAAUAAACAUA
Messenger RNA from Cydia splendana, 1447 nucleotides. It is a transcript of the gene PCID2, whose product is annotated as PCI domain-containing protein 2 homolog. The record is from RefSeq and is a predicted model, not a curated record. Gene Ontology annotation, cellular component: transcription export complex 2. The transcript is spliced from 3 exons. Bases 192 to 1385 code for a protein of 397 amino acids. Gene Ontology annotation, molecular function: RNA binding; double-stranded DNA binding. Gene Ontology annotation, biological process: transcription elongation by RNA polymerase II; poly(A)+ mRNA export from nucleus; post-transcriptional tethering of RNA polymerase II gene DNA at nuclear periphery. NCBI's taxonomy places the organism in Eukaryota, Metazoa, Arthropoda, Insecta, Lepidoptera, Tortricidae.